Messenger RNA from Tauraco erythrolophus (red-crested turaco), 4148 nucleotides. Lineage: Eukaryota; Metazoa; Chordata; Aves; Musophagiformes; Musophagidae. The record is from RefSeq and is a predicted model, not a curated record.
AUGGUUCAACAAGUUCCAGAAAACAUAACUUUUCCAAAAGAGGAAGAGCAAUCAAAGAAUAGACCUAGGUUUAACUUCUAUGAUGGCCCUCCAUUUGCUACUGGGCUUCCGCACUAUGGCCAUAUUCUUGCAGGAACCAUUAAAGACGUAGUAACCAGAUUCGCUCAUCAGAGCGGUUUUCAUGUCGACAGAAGAUUUGGCUGGGAUUGCCAUGGCUUACCCGUGGAAUAUGAGAUUGACAAGACCUUAGGCAUUAAAGGGCCAGAGGAUGUGGCGAAGAUGGGGAUUGAGGAAUACAACAACCAGUGCAGAGGAAUUGUGAUGAGAUACUCAAAGGAAUGGGAGUUCAGUGUUACCAGAUUAGGACGCUGGAUUGAUUUUGAAAAUGACUAUAAAACUCUUUAUCCCGAGUUCAUGGAGUCUGUGUGGUGGGUUUUCAAGCAACUGUAUGACAAAGGACUGGUGUAUAGAGGUGUUAAGGUCAUGCCUUUUUCGACUGCUUGCAACACCCCGCUGUCAAACUUUGAGUCCCAUCAGAAUUACAAGGAUGUUCAAGAUCCUUCAGUGAUUGUGAGUUUCCCACUGGAUGAAGAUGCAAGUGUUUCUCUUGUUGCUUGGACCACUACUCCUUGGACCUUGCCUAGUAAUUUGGCCCUCUGCGUUAAUCCAGAAUUGCAAUAUGUAAAACUGAGAGAUAAUUCCACAGGAAAGAUUUACAUUUUGAUGGAAUCCAGGCUGAUAGCACUGUACAAAUCUGACAGUGAAUAUGAGAUACUUGACAGGUUUCCUGGCAUUGCUCUUAAAGGCAAGAAAUAUAAACCACUCUUUGAUUAUUUUAUUCAGUGCAAAGAUAAAGGUGCCUUUGCUGUGGUAGUAGACAGUUACGUGAAGGAGGAAGAAGGCACAGGUGUUGUACAUCAGGCCCCCUAUUUUGGUGCUGAUGAUUACAGGGUCUGCAUGGAUUUUAAUAUUAUUCAGAAAGAUUCUGUGCCCGUUUGUCCUGUCGACGCGUCAGGCCGCUUCACAGCAGAAGUGACUGAUUUUACUGGACAGUAUGUGAAGGAUGCAGAUAAGAACAUUAUUAAAUUACUGAAAGAGAAAGGCAGACUGAUUCACAGCAGCAGUUUUAAGCACAGCUAUCCCUUCUGCUGGAGGUCAGAUACUCCAUUGAUAUACAAAGCUGUGCCAAGCUGGUUUGUAAGAGUGGAGCACAUGGUGGAGAAGCUACUGGAGAAUAAUGCCCAAUGCUACUGGGUUCCAGAUUUUGUGAGGGAGAAGCGUUUUGGGAACUGGCUUAAGGACGCACGAGAUUGGGCUAUAUCUAGGAACCGGUACUGGGGAACACCCAUCCCGUUGUGGGUCAGUGAUGAUUUUGAAGAGGUAGUUUGUAUUGGUUCAAUGGCAGAACUGGAAGAGCUGUCUGGAGUGAAAGUCACUGAUCUCCAUCGAGAAAGUGUUGAUCACCUAACUAUCCCUUCACGCUGUGGCAAGGGCUUACUGCACCGGGUCCCUGAAGUUUUUGAUUGCUGGUUUGAGAGUGGAAGCAUGCCUUACGCGCAAGUCCAUUAUCCGUUUGAAAACAGAAAAGAACUUGAAGAUGCUUUCCCUGCUGACUUCAUCGCUGAAGGCAUUGACCAAACCCGAGGAUGGUUCUACACUUUGCUGGUGCUGUCCACUGCUCUCUUUGGAAGGCCUCCUUUCAAGAAUGUAAUUGUGAAUGGCCUUGUUCUUGCCAGCGAUGGCCAAAAAAUGAGCAAAAGGAAGAAGAAUUAUCCUGAUCCAAUGAGUAUUGUAAAUAGUUACGGAGCUGAUGCAUUAAGGCUGUACCUGAUCAAUUCUCCUGUGGUCAAAGCAGAAAAUCUGAGGUUUAAGGAAGAAGGAGUAAGGGACAUACUGAAGGAUGUCUUCCUGCCCUGGUACAAUGCAUAUCGCUUUCUUGUUCAGAACGUUCAGAUCCUGCAACAUAAGGAUGAGGGAAGAGAAUUCCUUUACAAUGAGAACACAGUUAAGGAGAGUAAUAACAUCAUGGAUAAAUGGAUUCUUUCUUUCACCCAAUCCCUCAUUCAGUUCUUCAAAGCUGAAAUGGCAGCGUACCGGCUGUACACUGUGGUCCCGCGGCUGGUGAAGUUUGUGGAUAUUCUGACUAACUGGUACGUCAGAAUGAAUCGCAGAAGGCUGAAGGGCGAGAACGGGACAGAAGACUGCAUUAUGGCCUUGGAAACUUUGUUCAGUGUUUUGUUCUCCAUGUGCAGACUUAUGGCACCGUAUACUCCAUUUAUCACUGAGCUGAUGUACCAGAAUCUGAAGACGCUUAUUGAUCCGGCCUCAGUUCAGGAGAAGAACACGGAAAGCAUCCACUACCUCAUGCUUCCCCGAGUGAGGGAGGAUCUCAUCGACAAAAAAAUUGAAAGUGCCGUUUCUUGUUUGCAGUCUGUUAUUGAGCUUGGACGAGUAAUCAGAGACAGAAAAACCAUUCCAGUAAAGUAUCCUUUGAAAGAAGUAGUUGUUAUCCAUCAGGAUCCAGAGGCCCUGGAAAACAUCAGAUCUUUAGAGAAGUACAUACUGGAGGAGCUGAACGUACGUCAGGUGACGUUGUCAACUAAUAAAGAUAAGUACGGAGUCCGGCUGAGAGCAGAACCAGAUCACAUGGUGCUCGGGAAGCGCUUGAAAGGUGCGUUUAAGCUUGUCAUGGCUGCAAUCAAAGAGCUGAAGAGUGAGCAGCUGGAGGAAUUCCAGGAGACAGGCACCAUUGUUGUAGAAGGACAUGAGCUCCAUGGGGAAGAUCUUCGCCUCAUGUAUACCUUUGAUCAGGUUGCAGGAGGAUCUGUCCAGUUUGAGGCACAUUCUGAUGCUCAGGUUUUAGUUCUGCUGGAUGUCACCCCAGACCAGUCCAUGGUGGAUGAAGGAGUUGCCCGGGAAGUGAUUAAUCGCAUCCAGAAGCUUCGCAAAAAGCGAAAUCUGGUUCCUACAGAUGAGAUUGCAGUGUACUACAGAUCACAUCCAGAAGGUGACUACCUGGACGCUGUUAUUAAGGACCAUAUGGAUUUCAUUUUUGCAACUAUAAAGGCUGCCCUGAAGCCUUACCCGGUGCCUACCUCAAAAGAAGUUCUUAUCCAGGAAACAACCCAGCUGAAGGGAUCAGAGCUAGAAAUUACACUGGUCAGAGGUGGCUUGUGUCAGUGUGUUGGUCCAGCCUGUGCCUACGUCAACCUCAAAGUUUGCGUCAACGGGACAGAGCAAGAUGGUGUGUUGCUGCUGGAAAAUCCAAAGGGAGAUAAUACCUUGAACUUCGCUGGACUUGUAGAUGCUGUCUCCUGCAUUUUUGGUCUUAAAAAUUCAAAAGUGACAAUUUUUAAUGGAAAAACAGAAUUGAUAAACAAAACUGACUUGCUUAGUCUCAGCGGAAAGACUCUACAUGUGACAACAGGGUCAGCACCUGCUCUGAUCAACUCUCCUGAUGCUCUGCUCUGCCAGUAUAUCAACUUGCAGUUAAUGAAUGCAAAACCACAAGAAUGUCAGAAAGGAACAGUCGGAACUCUUCUAAUGGAGAACCCUGUUGGUAAGAAUGGAUUAACCUACCAAGCUCUUCUACAUGAAACGGCAAAAGUGUUUGGACUCCGAAGCAGGAGGCUAAAGUUGUUCCUGGAUGAAGCGCAAACUCAGGAGAUCACAAAGGACAUCUCCAUGAAGAACCUGAACAUGAAGACUCUGUAUGUUCGUGUUAUAUCUACCACAGCUGAAUGUUGAGAAUUCCAUUUUUAUGAAUAAGACCAUUUUUUCCACAAAAAAUGAAGUCGAAUUAAAUUAGUAUGCUUUUAGAUUAACAUCCAAGUUGUGUAUGGUACUUGUAACAUCUCGGAUCGCACACAGGAUGUUUUCUACCAGUGCAUGUCUAAUAUGCUGCUCUUUGGUUUCAAAUACAAUGUAUUUUCAUUAUGUUAUCUUCUGAUUCUGAAAAAAGCUGUUCAGAAAAACAUCAGAACUACUUAACCUUAGAUAUCUAUGCAGUGAUUUGCCUGAAAGAAAUGGGACUAGUACCUCAGCGAUGCUGUUCUCUGCCUGCCCUUUAUGCAGGGAGCAUCUUUGACUUUCUAAACCAUGGGUUACCUACAAGGCUCUGUGAUAUAUAUAUUCCAUGUUACAAUAGU